Messenger RNA from Liolophura sinensis, 2194 nucleotides. RefSeq names its product spindle and kinetochore-associated protein 1-like. Gene Ontology annotation, molecular function: microtubule binding. The coding region runs from base 584 to 1519 and encodes 311 amino acids. Lineage: Eukaryota; Metazoa; Mollusca; Polyplacophora; Chitonida; Chitonidae. The transcript has 5 exons. Gene Ontology annotation, biological process: cell division; chromosome segregation; regulation of microtubule polymerization or depolymerization. Gene Ontology annotation, cellular component: mitotic spindle; outer kinetochore; spindle microtubule. The record is from RefSeq and is a predicted model, not a curated record.
UUCCUCUCCUCGGCUGUAGGUAAGAAAGUCUGUCAGCAACCUGGUCAUGGGUUUCCUCCCACCAUAAUGCUGGUUGCCAUCAUAUAAGCGAAAUAUUCUUGAGUACAGCAUAAAACAAAUCAGAUAAAUAAAUAAAUUUUCUGGGGGCAGUUCUCUCGUAAUCAUUCCCUGCUGGAUUGUGGGACCUUAUAACUGCUAUUCACAUAUCACAAAAGUCGCCAUGUUAUGUUUGAUGUGUGAAUAUUCAUUCAUGUAAUCUGGCCGAUAUGACUUAUAAACACAUAAUGUUGGUACCUACUGUAAUGUAGUGUGCAGUGCUCUGGAUAUUUGCUAUUCGUGGAACUAUUAACAGUAUACCAGAGGUUGCUGGAGCUCAUGAAUCUCUCUUUGUUACACUGUGGAAGAUCCCAUUAGCAUACAUGUGUAAUGGUAACAGCUUUUCAGUGCUUAUAACUUCGUACUUGCUGUGCUAGACGAAAUUUCCAUUUAGAUCAUUUGGUAGAGCGCUGGAAAUUGGCUGUGGAAUUCCAAGUUCAGAUCUUGGGGUGACCCACAAAGGAAAUCCUUCAACCAUUACAUAUGCAUGUGUUACCAGCGACUGUUGAAUCAUCAAUUUACUGUACUGGUUACCCAAUUAAACACACAAUCAAACUAUAGUAUACAGGUGCAUGAUAUUAACAUUUUUAAGUUUGUGACAGAAUCACAUCAGCACAGCGUAAAGAUGAUCUGUAAGACCCUGGAAGAACUGGCUGCACAUUUCAACAGUCAGCUGGCAUCCUUGAGGCUACGGGUGGAGCUGCGAGAUGCCGCAGAUGGAGACAUGACUCAGUCUCUCCUGGCUUCCAUCCAAUCAGAUGUCAAUGAGCUGGCAGUGAUACUGAGGCUGAUUAGAGGCGAGAUUUCCAAGCAGAAAGAGCAGAUACAGCAGACAGAGGUGAUAAAGGAAUCUAUUCAGGAACUAAACGCUAGUCUGAGGCAUGCUCUUGAUAACAUCCCUGCCAGACUGCCACAGAAACAAAAACACAGUUCCCCAGAGGCACAGCAGGUGGAGAUACGCCCCACACAUGUGGAUGCGCCUCCAAUGGAACGUUGGCAUGUUCAGCCGAGGCAACCUUCUGUUAAGACCAAACCAGCAUCAUUCUAUGUCCAGCAGCUAGAUCUGCUCACUGUGGAUGAGUUCCAGUCAGUGCCAAAGUACAUGCGGGGACGGAUAACCUAUGAUCAAAUGAACAAUGCUGUUGAGGAGUUGAACAAGGCCCUCAGCGCUAAGUACAAACUGCUCGGACAGAAACGCACCAAGCUUAACGAUGCCAACCGGAAAAAAUGGGAGGUGUAUAAGAGCCAGGAUAUCAAAGAAUCAACUGGAUACUUUUUCAUUGUGGAUGCUGACGUUAAAACCUACAGCAAUUUGAAGAUUGACCGUGCCUUUAGCAGCUUAAUGACCAUUCUGCGUCACUGUGGACGCAUCAAGGAGAUUCGUGGAGGAGGAAUAACGAGAUACGCUGUGCUCAUUGCUUGAGGAGCAAUUGAACCAUAACGUCCUGUGCAAUGAACUGCUGUGCCAAUGUCUUUGUUAAAGAGGUUAAGCCAUAGAUUUUUGGCAAGAAAUACAUAUUCGGUAAUAAAAUCUAAUUUUGUAUAUAACAAAAGUAGCUCAGAUUAUCUUUAAGUGUUGACUGACUGGUUUGUGAAUAUUACACAUCAUCACACAAUACAAGAUUUCAUAUCAGUAGCUGGAAUACCUUCAUAUUCCACAAAAUCUUAAAAAAAAACAACAACAUGCAAUUCAGUUACAAUUUUCUCUCCAGUCACGUUGUAGCUUCCUCGCUUGGUGUUCAACAUUAAGGGGAAGUGCACGGACUAGUUGACCCAUAUCAGUAUAAUAUCAUGGGUGGGGCGGCUUAUUUGCCUUUGGUAAGGCUUCUCAGUGAAGCAGUACUAAAAAGAGAGGUAAAAAUCCGUCCUGCAACAAGGAGGCACAUUACAUGCACUCUAAGGACUCAUUCGUCGUUAUAUGACUGAAAAAUUGUUGAGUAUGGCGUGAAGCCCCAAGCAAUCACUCACUCCUCCUGAGUCGUAUGUGGCAAGGCCUGCCAGUAUUUUGUAGAAAGCCAUAAAUUUCUUCCGAGCUCUGCCCAAUUCCACUUCCACUUUCACUGUAAUGUUGGCCACCGUCCUAUAAGUGAGAUAUUCU